Messenger RNA from Capsaspora owczarzaki ATCC 30864, 750 nucleotides. RefSeq lists its product as hypothetical. Gene Ontology annotation, molecular function: small GTPase binding; GTPase activator activity. Gene Ontology annotation, cellular component: cytosol; perinuclear region of cytoplasm; nucleus. The transcript is spliced from 10 exons. Bases 1 to 750 code for a protein of 249 amino acids. The record is from RefSeq and is a predicted model, not a curated record. Gene Ontology annotation, biological process: nucleocytoplasmic transport; activation of GTPase activity. NCBI's taxonomy places the organism in Eukaryota, Filasterea, Ministeriida, Capsasporidae.
AUGGGCAACAUUCUGUACGGCGACCUUUACGACCGAGUUCGCAGCGCGAGCGGCACCUACCUCCUGCAAAGCCAGUUUAUUGGACCGAAGCGAGCUCAAGACGCCGCAAACGGGCUGAAAGAAAACUGCACCUUGCUCAUGUUGAACUUUUACCGCAGUGCUGUUGGGGAUGUUGGAGCACAAGCUAUCGCUGACGCGCUGAAGGUCAACUCGACGCUGACCUGGCUCAACCUGUCGGAAAACAACAUUGGCGACCUUGGAGCGCAAGCUUUGGCCGAGGCGUUGAAGGUUAACACCGCUUUGACCACGCUUCACUUGGGACGGAAUAACAUUGGUCCACAAGGAGCUCAAGCUCUUGCUGAUGCCCUCAAGCUCAACAAAACACUCACAGCACUCCAUCUGGACUCGAACCGUAUCGAGACCGCUGGAGCUCAGGCGAUCGCUGACGCGCUGAAGGUGAAUCAGAGCUUGACGGAGAUUGAUCUCCAAUCAAACCGCAUCGGCGCUGGUGCUGGACAGGCGCUUGCCGAGGUCCUGAAGGUCAACCAAGCACUGGCGACCAUCAAUUUGAACAUCAACAAGAUCGGCGAAGCAGGUGCCGAGGCCAUUGCUGACGCGUUGAAGGUCAACCGCACCGUGACCACUCUUCACUUGUGGUCAAACGAGAUUACCCAGCCUGGAACCCGCGCAUUCGCAGCAGCGCUCAAGACCAAACUAGAGUGCAAUGAGGCCGACUGGGUGGUGAUUUGA